Messenger RNA from Daphnia carinata, 2144 nucleotides. RefSeq names its product collagen alpha-1(X) chain-like. The record is from RefSeq and is a predicted model, not a curated record. NCBI's taxonomy places the organism in Eukaryota, Metazoa, Arthropoda, Branchiopoda, Diplostraca, Daphniidae. Bases 579 to 1991 code for a protein of 470 amino acids. The transcript has 7 exons.
GCCAAGCCUUGGCACUUUCAUUCAGUGCUCUACCAACUUCGAACCCACUAGGAACUCCGAUUCUGAGGCAGUACCCUAUAAUUGUGUUGGACGGAAUAGACGUUAUUCUUUUUCAGCCAUUAAAAUGGUUACACGAGUACUUACGCCGAUAUUCGGUCUAGCAGAUAUGGGACUCAAAAAUCCAGAUUAGCAGUAGUUUAACCGCCUUUUGGAAUUCCCGACAUCUAACAAUGUACGAAAUUUCAAUAGAGAAAAGAGAAAUGGUGUCAAUUAACUUAAACUGGCGUCUACUGUUCUUUGGCUAUCCUUACUGUGUCGCCCUUUUCUCCUCAUAACUCAAAGUAUUCUUUUAUACAGCAAUAUGUGCGUUACGCUAGUUUGGGCCCUUUUUGCCCAGCUCUCAUCUUCAGCGAUGGAUGACAUAAUUUCCACCUCCCACAAGUUUCCAUCUAGCCGUUUAAAUAGCCAGUCGUACGUGUUCAUUGAUCAGUGUGGAGCCUUUGGUUCAAGGAGAAACAUCAUUUAAAAGAAAAGGUGUUGCUGUUUAAACCGAGAGUUGCAUUUAGAGACUUAAAGCCAUGAGGGCAACGGUAAUUCUACUGUACAUUGUUGUGACAACAUAUGCCGUUCCACAAUAUGGGUCUAUCCCACAACAAGCGCCGCCGUCAAACUUCCAUAGCAAUUACGCGAACAAUGGACCACCAGUGGGCAAACCUCAACUGGAAGAAAUUCAAAGGCAAUGGGCUAAGUUCAUUGAGAAGCUGCCAUGGCUACAAGGGCCUGCUGGUCCACCUGGCCCUCCAGGUGCACCUAGUGGGAAUCAGCUUCAGCAGACAAUAGUUGGCCCUCCUGGUCGUCCUGGAGCACCAGGACCUGCUGGACGGAAAGGAGAGAAUGGCAAUCCUGGAAAUCCAGGAUUUGCUGGAGCAACUGGACCACAAGGACCACAGGGUCUUGAUGGUGCUCCUGGUAGACCUGGAAGGGCAGGUGAACGUGGAACAAAUGGAUUUCCUGGCGCUCCUGGAGGACCUGGUUUUCCUGGUGCUAAAGGGGCGGCUGGAUCUAACGGGGGACCCGGUCUUAUUGGACCUCCAGGAAAUCCUGGAAAAGAUGGUUUCAAUGGGUUACCUGGGUUUCAAGGAGUUAAGGGAGAGCCGGGCCCACCUGGCAUAACGUUGCCUUCAAAUGUUCCUGGGCCUGCUGGCGCACCCGGUACUCCCGGGAAAGACGGAUGGCCUGGUUUACCUGGUGGACCUGGACCUGCCGGACGCGUUGGGCAUUCAGGACCCGUGGGAUCUCCAGGAAGACCUGGAGGAAAUGGAUUUCCAGGAGGUCCUGGCCCGAAAGGUGAACCUGGGAAUCCUGGUAUCAAUGGACAGCCUGGCAAAGAUGGACUUAAUGGCGCCCCAAGCACUAAGCCUGGCCCGGUGGGACCUCAAGGGCCUUUGGGUCCUCCAGGAUUUAAUGGCGUUCCUGGGAAAGAUGGUUCUCCUGGCUUACCAGGCAAUUCAGGCAAAGAUGGACUCCCUGGCGCACCCGGUAUCCCAGGUGGGUCAGGUCCACCUGGUAAACCAGGCAAGGACGGCCUUAACGGAGCCCCAGGAGCGCCGGGCAUUCCUGGUGGUGCUGGACCUGUAGGGUCGCAAGGCAAACCAGGUGCUUCUGGUUCUGCUGGUGGACAAGGAAGUCCUGGACCAGCUGGAUCUGUUGGGAACCCUGGGCCCCAGGGUAGACCUGGUGCACCAGGUUUCCCAGGUAGCUCAGGUCCUCCAGGUUCUCAAGGAGAACAGGGACCUCAAGGAGCAGCUGGCCCUCAAGGAAGAGCUGGCACCCCUGGCGGUCCGGGACCUGCUGGCCCUCCAGGUUCUUCUGGGAAUUUAGUUCAAUCUCCAGCUUAUAAUUCACCUGGACAACAGCCUUCUUACCAAGCCACAGGUCAUCAGUCCUCAUCCCAUUCAUUUGGAUCUUUGCAACCCGCAUACGGUCGUUAGGAUUCAGCGAAAUUGAACUGAGUUGAAAUUCGUAAUUUUCAGUUUAAAUUUACAAAUUAAAAUAAGGUAUAAAUUUGAGCAUGAUGAAAGUUUUGGCAGUUUAACAUGCGCCAUGAUUGUUUUUCAAUUUUUAUUGUUUUUAUUCUAAUUGUG